This is a messenger RNA of Talaromyces rugulosus, 624 nucleotides long. RefSeq lists its product as uncharacterized. The transcript has a single exon. Bases 1 to 624 code for a protein of 207 amino acids. The record is from RefSeq and is a predicted model, not a curated record. NCBI's taxonomy places the organism in Eukaryota, Fungi, Ascomycota, Eurotiomycetes, Eurotiales, Trichocomaceae.
AUGCUGGUUACUGCAUUUGGAAUAGCCGAACUUCAACAACAUCUGUUUGAACGCACUUUCCUGCCACGCUGCAAGAAUACGAAGACUCAAGUGAUGCGAGACAAUAAACUCAUCCAUGGAGUUUGCUCUACAAUCAUGGAAGACAUCUCAACAGAGACGGAUGCUUCAACUGAUCUGCUUCCGCGGCCAGAAGAGUGGAUCCUUUUAGAAGAUGGCCGGCGUAGAGGACUCGAUGGAUGGGAAGGAGAAGAAUGGCCCACGAAGAUCUACCGCGGUUCGUUUGUAGAGCUCUACAGUCUUCUUUGCAACCGGGCACCUGGACAGCACCUCAGAAUUGCUCGUGCAUCGAAUUGUCUUCUAUGCACGUCACAAUGGUUGGCGCCCAAGAUUAUUAUUGUCUCAGGUCAAAGUUCGCCCUCUGAAAUCGUCUUUGCAGACGAAAUCAAGAUCAUCGAAACUGACUAUCCACAAAAGUCUAGCACAAAGGCGACAACAGAAAUCCAGCGGGACAAUAUAAGUUCUUCGCUAACUCAAAAUUCUUCCUCUAUCGGAGUGACAUCUAAAAAUAAAAAGAAUUCCAGAGGCACCCAGAAGAGAGGAAAACGGAAAGUCGGCCGCAAAUGA